Centropristis striata (black sea bass) is the source of this 3492-nucleotide messenger RNA. Its product is annotated as serine/threonine-protein kinase pim-3-like. Gene Ontology annotation, cellular component: cytoplasm. Gene Ontology annotation, biological process: regulation of mitotic cell cycle; protein autophosphorylation; negative regulation of apoptotic process. The record is from RefSeq and is a predicted model, not a curated record. The coding region runs from base 1119 to 1745 and encodes 208 amino acids. Lineage: Eukaryota; Metazoa; Chordata; Actinopteri; Perciformes; Serranidae. The transcript has 5 exons. Gene Ontology annotation, molecular function: ATP binding; protein serine/threonine kinase activity.
AUUCCUCAAGCUCAUUAACAUAAUUUAGAACGUGGUUUAAGUAAUCACAGCUCAGAACUCUGAUGUGUGUGAUGUCACAUUCCCUGUUGCUUGCAGAACUCUGGGAAUCUCAGACCCAGAGACUCACACCAGUCAGAGACUUUCAUCAGAUAUCACUGUAGUUCUGGACUUAUUGUGUUGGAAAACCUAAUAACUUCAUUAUUGCGAUAUCUUGGAGAAAGACUCUGCUACGGAGAAGGCCAGGACCUGUCGUGAAGCUGCACUCAGUAGAGAGAGAAGUAAGUUAUCAAAUCUGGUCAAAAAGACAAUUUUAAUAGAGUUAGAAACUUAAAUUCACAACUGAUUCAUGUGUGUUUUUUUUCUGGUGUGCAGUGAGCGACAGCCGGACGCCGCCACAGAAGCCUGCAGAGGACGCCAAGACCAGGAGGAUGAAGAGGAAAGCCAGUCCGGACCAGGGCAACCUGAAGAGGAGUAGGAUCUCUGGUUCCGGAUCCAGAAAGCCUGAGGAGGCAGUCCCAGACGCGGUCAAGGCACCGCUGAAGAGGAAGAGGGGACUACUGAGAGAUGACCUCAACGACCCGAUGGAGGGCUGCAGCCAAGAUGUGGACCAGAGGCCCAAGAAGGUCGCCAGGAGGAGGACUCCCCCGAAAGCCACGGAGCUGAACGGUAAGGCCGGCAUAGAUGGCGAGAAACCGGGCGGGAAGAGGAAGAGGAAGGCUGCCACUGAUGCCGAGGAACCGAGCCAGAAGAGGCAGAGGAGCGAGGAGGAGGAGAAAGAGCCCAAAGAGGUUCCCACCAGACAGCUGCUGUCUGCAGACGCUCAAAAGGCACAAUUUGGGGCCAAAUACAAGCAGCAGAAACUUCUUGGUCAAGGAGGCUGUGGAUCUGUGUUUGCUGGCUAUCGCAGAUCAGAUAAAUUGCCAGUAAGUAUCUCACACACACACACACACACACACACACACACACACACAUUUAUAUCCACACAGUAUGUUCAGAAAGUACUAACCAAAGUCCUGUUUAUGUUUUUGUAGGUAGCCAUCAAACAUGUCCAGAGAGACAAAGUGCUGGUCAAACAUGUGGACGACAGCGGGAACCGGGUCUCCGUGGAGGUAGCCGCGAUGUUAAAGCUCGCGGAUGCAACUAACGGACCAGUGGGGACGUCGGCCGCCAUAUCCCUGCUGGACUGGUACGACCUGGACCACAAGCUGAUCCUGGUCAUGGAGAGACCGGUCCCCUGCAUGGACCUCCUGGGCUACACCCAGAAAAACGGAGGCAGACUCCAGGAGGAAGAGGCCAAGAUCAUCAUGAAACAACUAGUUGAUGCGGCGCUAGAACUUCAGGAGAACCACAUCUUUCAUCGGGACAUCAAGGUGGAAAACAUCCUGAUUGAGACUGGCUCCGAUGUGCCACGAGUUCGUCUCAUCGACUUUGGACUGAGCUGCUUUGUCAAGAAAGGCUCUUUUUUCCGCACCUUCUAUGGAACUGCAGCUCACAUCCCCCCAGAGUGGUAUGUCCGGUCCAGGUACACGGCCGGGGCCACCACGGCGUGGCAGAUGGGAGUGGUUCUGUUUGAAAUACUCCACAGCACUGAGCCGUUUGAGACCGUGAGGUUUGCAGGAAGGAAGCUGAAAAUAUGUAAGUAUCUUUCACAGAGCUGCCAGGAUUUCUUACGGAAGUGUUUGACCAUCGACCCCAAGGAUCGCAUCACCCUGCAGCAGCUCCAGAAACACCAAUGGCUAAGAUAAACCAUCACACACACACACACACACACACAUUUAUGCCUACUUUCCACACAGCCCUGUUUACAUGUUAUUUGUCACCAAUGCAUGUUCUUCCCGUGUCACAUGGGGUUCUCUCCGGGUACUCCGGCUUCCCAGUUCAUGAACAUAAAAAAAAAAAAAAGCGGUCUUAUUUAAAAUAACUGACUAUGACUCGGGGGAUGUAGAGUUAUUAAAAUGUGUUAGCUUGGUGGUCGGUGUGAGCCACUCUUCACACAUACAAAGACACAGGGUCCAAAGUGAGUUUAUGGCGGCGUCGUGAUGUAGUCGUAAAGAUUAAUCUUUUUUGCGUGAGGCGACAGAGAAAAAGUUCACAGGAGUACGUUGAAGAAAAAACAAACUUUUACGUAAAAUUUUCGGUGGACCGAAUCGCGAACACCGUUAUUUGUGAAGAAACAACUUGACAAGUAGGUUACCGUACUGGAGUUUUAUUGGUUGUUUGUAGUUGGCCUCACAGCAAGAGGGUGGCUGGUUCGACUCCGGCCUGCGACUCUUUGGUGAGGAGUUUGCAUGUUGGGUUCUCUCCGGGUUCUCCGGCUUCCCAGUCCAAAAACAUCAAAAUGGUCAAAAAAAAGCUGUGUUAUUAAAAAUGACUAGCUAUGACUAGGGUGAUGCAGAGUUUAAAAAAACAUGUUAGCUUGGUGGCUGGUGUGAGCCACUGGUCGCACACACACACACACACACACAAAGAAACAGGGUUGAAAAUAUUUUUUGGCGACGUUGAGAAGUGAAAAUUUGAUUAAUGCAAUUGAGCUAAAUUGUAGUGACAUGGGAUCGCAAUUUAAGUAAUUUCAUUUAAAACACACACACCUACAAAGGAUCAUGGUCCAAAGUAAGUUUAUGGCGACGUUGUGAUGUAGUCUUAGAGAUUAAUAUGUUUUGGGUGACGCGACAGAAGUACGUUAAUUUGUGAAGAAACGACUCGGCAAUAAUUAAGUUUUAUCCGCGUUACGUUUGGCUUUUUGGGCUUGGCUGGCUGAGGGGUCUCCGGAAGCAGCAGACUGGUCGUGUUAUGGGAGUAACGGACACGAAACAAAACUGUGUAGAAACAAGGCGAUGUCGUACAUUCAUACAUAUGAAAAUAAUUCUAAUUCUUUUCUCUUUCACAGGAUAGUUGACAGGUGAACUGGUGUAUUGAAUUAGACUAUUAUAGUGUACUUAUAAUAAUAAUAAUGAUAAUAAUAAUAAUAAUAACACCAAUAAAAGUAGUUUAGUAGUAGUAAUAAUAAUAAUAAUAACAACAGUGUGGUAAAAAAUAAUAAUAGUAGUGUAGUUAUAAUAAUAAUAGUAGUGUAGUAAUAAUAACAACAACAACCGUAGUGUAAUAAUAAUACAAAUAGUAUUAAAGUCAUAAUAACAAUAACAAUAACAGUAGUUUAGUAAUAAUAAUAAAAACAUGAGAGUAGUAGCAGUAGUAAUAACAGUAAUAGUAGUUUAGUAAUAAUAAUAAUAAUAACAACAGCAGAGUAGUAGUAGUAGUAGUAUAAUAAUAAUAAUAAUUAUAGUAUUUUAGCAGUUCCUGUAGAAUGCCCAGCCGUCCGUGGAGAGGGGAUCUCUCUUUGAAUUGCCUUUCCCGAGGUUUCUUCCCAUCUUCAUGUGGAAUUUGGUGGAGUUUUCCUCGUCUUCUUAGAGAGCUUGGGCUGGGUCAGGAACUGCCUCUGAUUUGGACCUGAAUGUGAUAUUAAACCAUAAAAAUAAAAUUAGAUUAAAUUGA